Notothenia coriiceps (black rockcod) is the source of this 460-nucleotide messenger RNA. Its product is annotated as brefeldin A-inhibited guanine nucleotide-exchange protein 1-like. The transcript has 2 exons. The annotation marks the transcript as partial. NCBI's taxonomy places the organism in Eukaryota, Metazoa, Chordata, Actinopteri, Perciformes, Nototheniidae. The record is from RefSeq and is a predicted model, not a curated record.
GAACCUGUCUGGAUCCUUCAACCCUCUGCUCUGACUCGAAGGCAUCGGGAGAGGAGGGAGAAGAGAGGGAGGUAAUAGAGAGGGAAGUGGGUGAGGAAGGAGGAGAGGAAGCAGGAGAGGAAGUGGGUGAGGAAGUGAGAAACCAGAGUUCUCUGGAGGACGAGGCGACGUUGGGAAGCGACAGCGAGAAUCUAAACGCUAACGGGAUCGCCGGCACGCCCAUUUCUGCAGGAUUCACUCCGUCUCUGCCCGACGACAGGCUGUCUCUGUCCUCCACUGACACCCAGGAGUCAGGAGCAGCUCCAGGUCAGCCUCCAGGAGCAAAGUUCUCUCACAUCCUGCAGAAAGACGCUUUCCUCGUCUUCAGAUCGCUCUGCAAACUCUCCAUGAAGCCGCUGUCCGACGGACCGCCAGACCCAAAGUAAGAAACCAUGCAGCGCGGAAAAUAAGAUCAGAGUGU